AACAACGAAACAUCGCCUGGGCCGAGUUCCAGAAACCGGGGUAAGACAAGACCCGUGAGCCGCCACUGUCCGAGGCAUCGCAUCCGGCGGAAUCUGGCCCGUUUAUAAACUUGCUCCGAGACAAGUUACAAACAUCUCAUCCCAUUUUCCUCGUCAUAGCCAUCAAGCAUCCGAUUUUCAGUCUUUCUUCCUUGAACUCUUUUGUUUGUUCAACCCACGCAGACUUCCACAAUGGGUGCUCUCGAUAGGCUUUCGCAACUGGGCAACCAGAUCGCUGGCGCUGCUUCGACCGGCGGCAAGGCCAAGAUCCUCGAGAAGAACCCCGACGAUAUCGUCGUUACAGCAGCUCUCCGGACAGCCAUCUGCAAGGGCGGGAAGGGCGCGUUCAAGGACACAUAUGCGGCCGACCUGAUGGCGGGCGCCCUGAGGGGCAUCAUCGAGCGGUCCAAGAUCAACCCGGCGCUGGUCGAGGAUGUCGUGGUGGGCACCGUGCUCGCCCCGGGCGGCGGCGCCACCGAGAUGCGCGCGGCCGCCCUGGUCGCCGGCUUCCCCGAGUCGACGGCGGUGCGCACGCUCAACCGGCAGUGCUCGUCCGGCCUGCAGGCCUGCGUCGACAUCGCGAACCAGAUCAAGGCGGGCAUGAUCGAGGUAGGCGUCGGCGCCGGCGUCGAGAGCAUGUCCACACAGUACGGCCCCGGCGCCGUGUCGGAGUUCUCCGAGCUGCUCGAGAGCCACCCGGAGGCGGCCAACUGCAAGGUGCCCAUGGGCGUGCUGUCGGAGCAGAUGGCCAAGGACCGCAACAUCUCGCGCGCGAGCCAGGACGCCUUCGCGGCCGCCUCCUUCCAGAAGGCCGUCAAGGCGCAGGCCGCGGGGCUGUUCAAGGAGGAGAUCAUGCCACUCAAGGUCAAGUUCGAGGACCCCAAGUCGGGCGAGACGAAGGAGAUCGUGGUCGACCGCGACGACGGCAUCCGCGACGGCGUGACGGCCGAGUCGCUGGGCAAGAUCCGCCCGGCCUUCGCCAAGGACGGCAGCAUCCACGCCGGCAACGCCAGCCAGGUCAGCGACGGCGCCGCCGCCGUGCUGAUGAUGAAGCGCUCCACCGCCGAGCGGCUGGGCCAGCCCAUCCUGGGCAAGUUCGUCGCCGCCUCCGUCGUCGGCGUGCCCCCGCUGCUGAUGGGCAUCGGCCCGUGGAAGGCGAUCCCCAAGGUGUUUGAGCUGGCGGGCAUCAACAAGGACGAUGUGGAUAUCUUUGAGAUCAACGAGGCCUUCGCAAGCCAGUGCUUGUGGUGCGCCAACGAGCUGGGCUUGCCGCAGGAGAAGAUCAACCCCAAGGGCGGCGCCAUUGCGUUUGGCCACCCGCUCGGCUGCACGGGCGCGAGGCAGGUGUCGACGCUGCUCUAUGAGCUCAGGAGGACGGGCGGGAAGGUCGGCGUGACGUCUAUGUGUGUUGGUACGGGCAUGGGCAUGGCUGCCGUCUGGGUUGCGGAAUAACCCGAAAAGGGGGG
This is a messenger RNA of Chaetomium strumarium, 1505 nucleotides long. Its product is annotated as Thiolase, N-terminal domain-containing protein. The transcript has 3 exons. Lineage: Eukaryota; Fungi; Ascomycota; Sordariomycetes; Sordariales; Chaetomiaceae. Gene Ontology annotation, molecular function: acetyl-CoA C-acyltransferase activity. The coding region runs from base 232 to 1491 and encodes 419 amino acids. Gene Ontology annotation, biological process: phenylacetate catabolic process; fatty acid beta-oxidation. Gene Ontology annotation, cellular component: peroxisome. The record is from RefSeq and is a predicted model, not a curated record.